This is a messenger RNA of Pecten maximus, 672 nucleotides long. RefSeq names its product pathogenesis-related protein 1C-like. The record is from RefSeq and is a predicted model, not a curated record. NCBI's taxonomy places the organism in Eukaryota, Metazoa, Mollusca, Bivalvia, Pectinida, Pectinidae. The transcript has 3 exons. The coding region runs from base 289 to 672 and encodes 127 amino acids.
UAAUAUCUUAAUCCCCACAGCUACAUUAGUACCAGUUGAAAUAUCAAAAAUGACUAAAAUCUUGUGACAUUUAGCAACAUCAUUUUUAAUUGCAUAUUAAUUCAUGAUUUAAUUAGCACGUGCAGCUAAGAUUGUUGGCAUGCAUAACAAUUAACUGGCGGUACAGCUUGUAUUUGACCUCCUAUUCACAUCAGUAACAAACAUACCUAUAAAUAAGCUCUCGGGUGGUAUCUUAAACGCACACUUCCAAAGAUAUCGACUGGAGUUUUGCACAUCAUAAGUGACAACAUGAUGAAGAUUGUUACUGUGUGUGCACUAUUGGCAGGGAUUCUGUUCAUCGGAGUUCAGAGUCUAUCCUACUUAGAAGCUCACAACACAUAUCGGAAUAUAGAGGGGGUUCCACCAAUGACAUAUGACACCGCUAUUGCAACGAAAGCGGCUGAACAUGCCGAGAAAUGUUUGUGGGAGCAUAGCAGCUAUACGUUCAGAUCAAACACUGCGGGUUACAAUUACCUCGGAGAAAAUUUAUACAUUAAAUGGGGUGUAGGGUCCUCAGUAACAGCAGAUGAUGUAGUGGCCAGCUGGUACAAUGAAAAGGUUGAUUAUAACCCCGAUGACCUUUCCUGCACGACCGGUAAAAUGUGUGGUCAUUACACCCAGGUACUUACGUAA